AAUGAAUAUUGAUUAGAACAUUCAUUCGUUAAUUCAUGAAAUUAAAAAAAUUUGAGGGUUUAUUAAACGAAAUAGAAUUAUUAAAAAAGCCCAAAUUAUAUUUAGAACAAUAUAAUACUAGUUCUCAUAUAGUCGCACAGAUUAUCAAUACAAUACAUACAAGGUUUGACAAUUUUGAUAAUAAACUAAUAGGCGAUUUCGGUACCGGAUCUGGUAUAUUUUUGAUUGCGGCAUCAUUAAUUGCCAAUUGUAAAUGCGUAGGGUUCGAUAUCGACGAAGAUGCGUUGCAGGUUGCAAGUGAUAACAUUUCUGAAUUCAAUAUGAACGAUAAAAUUGAUUUAAUCAAAGCUGAUGUCACCAUGCUAGACGCUACCUUGAAUAUUCAACGCAAACCUUUUGAUAUUAUAGUAAUGAAUCCCCCAUUUGGCACUAAAAAUAACAAAGGUUUAGAUAUGAAAUUCUUAUCCGUGGCAUGUAAAUUAGCGUCUCGAGUGUAUUCUUUGCACAAAACAUCCACUAGAGAGCACAUCAUAAAAUUCGCUCAACAAAAUGGUUUAAAAAUUAAAAUUUUAAGUCAAAUACAAUUCGAUAUUCCUUCAUCUUAUGAAUUUCAUCGCCAAGAUAGUGUAGAUAUAGAAGUCGACUUUAUUCGCGUUUGGAAUAGGAAUCAAUGAUUUUUUUGUCAUGACAAUAUAUACCUUUAUUCACAUAUUUAUAUAUUUCUGCAUGAUUUCUAACUACACUUUUGGUUUAAAUACAGUUUCUUCCAGGUAUUAUUCGUAAGGCUUCGCUAUUUUUCAUUAAAAAAACCUCAAAUAUUAAUUUUAAUGUUAUUUACAUAAUGAAAUAUAGUUCUAACUCCUUUUGACCAAUUGGUUUUUAAUUAUAGGGUAAAAAAACAAAUUAAAAUAGCAAAAAUAAAAAAAUUAAUCAAAAUAAAGACAUAAUUAUGAAAUAUUAGGGAGAAAUCAGGAUUUAUUGUAAAAUAAUAAAUUACAAACUUACUAUUUCGAAUGUUUUACUUUAUUACUUAUCUUUGGCCUCAUUUAUAGUAGAUUAAUAAACUAUGAAUUUAUUUUAUAAAUUUU
Gordionus sp. m RMFG-2023 is the source of this 1088-nucleotide messenger RNA. RefSeq names its product rRNA N6-adenosine-methyltransferase METTL5-like. Gene Ontology annotation, molecular function: rRNA (adenine-N6-)-methyltransferase activity; nucleic acid binding. NCBI's taxonomy places the organism in Eukaryota, Metazoa, Nematomorpha, Gordioida, Chordodea, Parachordodidae. The record is from RefSeq and is a predicted model, not a curated record. Gene Ontology annotation, biological process: rRNA methylation. Bases 36 to 674 code for a protein of 212 amino acids. The transcript has 5 exons.